AUGAUGACGAUCUGUUCCUACAAUGCACCUACACUUUUAUCCGAGCCUUCGAUAGAAGACUUGCUCAUGCAAGCAAAAGGGAUAAAGUAUGACGUCAUCGGUCUGGUCGAGACGAGAAGACGUCGGCCUUUCAACGCCGGCUAUGGCACCGGGGAAGAACUGUCCCUCGGAAAAUGCGACAGUAGAGGAGUCGGUGGCGAUGGCGUCCUCGUCAACAAGAGUUUGUCCAUGAACACCGAUUCAUUCGAACAACUUGCAACCCGAAUCAGACGCUUACGAUUAAAAAGAUGUGAAUCAGCACCGGCUUAG
Messenger RNA from Angiostrongylus costaricensis, 309 nucleotides. NCBI's taxonomy places the organism in Eukaryota, Metazoa, Nematoda, Chromadorea, Rhabditida, Metastrongylidae. The record is from the annotation of a GenBank genome assembly.